This is a messenger RNA of Cercocebus atys (sooty mangabey), 1696 nucleotides long. RefSeq names its product vacuolar protein sorting 26 homolog B (S. pombe) (gene VPS26B). The record is from RefSeq and is a predicted model, not a curated record. Lineage: Eukaryota; Metazoa; Chordata; Mammalia; Primates; Cercopithecidae. Gene Ontology annotation, biological process: retrograde transport, endosome to Golgi; intracellular protein transport. Bases 546 to 1556 code for a protein of 336 amino acids. The transcript is spliced from 6 exons. Gene Ontology annotation, cellular component: retromer complex; endosome.
CCCAGGCGCGGAGAUAGGGGGUGCGCAUGCGCGCCGCUGCUCCAGCGCAUCCGGGCUGGAGCUCGCCCGCCCCCUCCCCCGCCCGGAGCCGCCGAAGCGCCUCGGUGGGUUGCACCGCCGGAGGCUGGGCAGCUCUCAGCGCUGCUCGGCGCUGGACCCCACCCGGCCCGCGCAGGCCAAGCACACCCGGCCCUGUGCGGCUGCCCCCCCCCCCGCAGCAUUGCACGGCCGACCCUCGCCCGCCCACUGCCACCGGCUGCUGGACUGGCUGGGACUGGCUCGGCGCAGGGCACUGCUCCUCGGUGCAUUGCUGCUCGGGCGCCGCAGCCCGCAGCCGCCUGCCUCCCCCGGCCGGCCGUGCCCCUCCCCCGUGGUACCGGCUGUCGGUCGGCGCCCACUGCCCGGCGGCAGCGGCAGAGCCAGGCAGCGCCGCGGCGGCCGAGCGCGCUCGCUCGUAGGGCCCUCUGGCCUUCCUUACCUAGGGCAGCCCGCGCCCCGGUGCGAGGGAGCGGUCCUUACCGAGACCCGCCCGGCCCGGCGGUGCAAUGAGCUUCUUCGGCUUCGGGCAGAGCGUGGAGGUGGAAAUCCUUCUGAACGAUGCGGAGAGUAGGAAGCGGGCCGAGCACAAGACGGAGGACGGGAAGAAGGAGAAAUAUUUCCUCUUCUACGACGGGGAGACUGUCUCCGGGAAGGUGAGCCUUGCCCUCAAGAACCCCAACAAGCGGCUGGAGCACCAGGGCAUCAAAAUCGAGUUCAUCGGGCAGAUCGAACUGUACUACGAUCGCGGGAACCACCAUGAAUUUGUGUCCCUGGUGAAGGACCUGGCCCGGCCUGGAGAGAUCACCCAGUCGCAGGCCUUCGACUUUGAAUUUACCCACGUGGAGAAGCCGUAUGAGUCCUACACGGGGCAGAAUGUGAAGCUACGCUAUUUCCUAAAAAAAAACAUCAGCCGCCGCCUCAAUGAUGUUGUCAAAGAGAUGGACAUUGUAGUUCACACACUCAGCACAUACCCGGAGCUGAACUCUUCCAUCAAGAUAAAAAAAAAGAUCGAGGACUGUCUGCACAUUGAAUUUGAGUACAAUAAAUCCAAAUACCACUUGAAAGAUAAAAAAAAAGGGAAGAUAUACUUCCUGCUGGUGAGAAUCAAAAUCAAGCACAAAAAAAAAGACAUCAUCAAGCGAGAAACGACGGGUACAGGCCCCAACGUGAAAAAAAAAAACGACACGAUAGCCAAGUACGAGAUCAUGGACGGGGCACCAGUGCGAGGGGAGUCCAUCCCGAUCCGGCUCUUCAAAAAAAAAUAUGAGCUCACGCCCACCAUGCGGGACAUCAACAAGAAGUUCUCUGUGCGCUAUUACCUCAACCUGGUGCUGAUAGACGAGGAGGAGCGGCGCAAAAAAAAACAGCAGGAAGUGGUGUUGUGGCGGAAGGGUGACAUCGUACGGAAGAGCAUGUCCCACCAGGCGGCCAUCGCCUCACAGCGCUUCGAGGGAAAAAAAAACCUGGGUGAUGUGCGGACCCCCAGCCAACUGUCUGACAACAACUGCAGGCAGUAGAGGCCCCCAGGGCCAAGAAGAUGCUGGGCGUCCACCCAGCACCCCCACCUACCAACACUGGCGGCUGGGGGCGGGGGCGGACCUUGUGAAAAAAAAAAGACCCGUUACUUGCAACCUGAAAACAAAUCAUGUUUUUGACU